AUGGCAACACCGUCAGGGAACUCUGGCUGGGCCCAGCUCCGGCAACAAGCUAGGUCGCUGGAGACGCAGGCCGAGAGUCUAUUCCACACAUAUUCGCAAUUCGCGACAGCAGCAUCAAUCCCUCCAAAACCGACACAAGAAGAACGCACGACAGAAAGCAAGAUUGAGGAGCUACUGGAAAAGCGCGAGUCGACAAUUGCCCAACUGUCGCGCCUCCUCGACUCCGAGGCGGCGCUCACCUCGUCCGCACUGAAGCAGAACAACCUCGCGCUGCUGCGGGAGAAGCUCGCCGCGCACCGCAAGGACCUGACGCGGCUGCGCUCCAACCUGCGGCACGCGCGCGACCGCGCCAACCUCCUCACCAACGUGCGCUCCGAGAUCGCGGAGCACCGGCGCGCGGAGGAGGACCCGGCGGCGGCCGAGGCCGACUACAUGCUGGACGAGCGCCGCCGCAUCGACAACAGCCACGGCAUGGCGGACAGCGUGCUGAGCCAGGCGUACGCGGUCAACGAGGGCUUCCUGGCGCAGCGCGAGACGCUGGCGAGCAUCCAGCGGCGCAUCACGGGCGCGGCCAGCCAGGUGCCGGGCAUCAACACGCUCAUCGGCAGGAUAUCGGCCAAGAAGCGCCGCGACGGCAUCAUCAUGGGCAGCUUCAUCGCGUUCUGCUUUGUGUUUUUCUGGCUCUUCCUGUAG
Messenger RNA from Cordyceps fumosorosea ARSEF 2679, 693 nucleotides. Its product is annotated as Golgi SNAP receptor complex, subunit 1. Gene Ontology annotation, molecular function: SNAP receptor activity. Lineage: Eukaryota; Fungi; Ascomycota; Sordariomycetes; Hypocreales; Cordycipitaceae. Gene Ontology annotation, cellular component: cis-Golgi network; Golgi medial cisterna; Golgi membrane. Gene Ontology annotation, biological process: vesicle fusion; endoplasmic reticulum to Golgi vesicle-mediated transport. Bases 1 to 693 code for a protein of 230 amino acids. The record is from RefSeq and is a predicted model, not a curated record. The transcript is spliced from 3 exons.